Eruca vesicaria subsp. sativa (arugula) is the source of this 569-nucleotide messenger RNA. The record is from the annotation of a GenBank genome assembly. Lineage: Eukaryota; Viridiplantae; Streptophyta; Magnoliopsida; Brassicales; Brassicaceae.
ACACACCACGUUAACUACUACACAAUUGCAACUCAUCUCUCUCCAUUUCUAUUGCCUUUCUAUUCAUAGAAACGAGUUGCAAUAUAUUGUAACUGUAAUGGCUAAGUUGAGCUUCUCCUUAUGCUUCUUGUUGUUUCUUCUGCUAGCCUCAGUCGCCAUGGGAAGCCGUCCUCUUGAGCAGGCUCCAGUCGGGGUGAAGCUGAGAGGUCUAAUCCCUUCUAUUAAGGCUACGAGCGCGUCUGCACUGAAUGGUCAAGCUGCAGGUAACAACAGCAGCCAUGGAAAAACUCCAGAGCGGUUAAGCCCUGGAGGACCCGACCCGCAACAUCAUUAGUUAUUUAGGGUUUCCUUUAUAAUUAAGUGAAUUGUUCUCAAUUUCUUUGAGAUUUGUAAUUCUUAUCAAUAAUUUGGUUGCAAUGAAUCUGUUUUUUUUUCUUUUGUAACAGAAUUGUGAAAUUGGGUUUGUAAGAUUAUUUCAAGGUACUGUAUCGAUAGUUUCGUUAUCGUACAUUAAAUAUUCUAAAUUUUGUUAUUUUACCUUUGUUUGUAAACAAGGACCGUAUUCCAGU